AUGCCUGCUACCAGGAUCAAGGUCGUACCGAAUCCUCGCUAUCAAAAGUCCGGCACCAAAUCGUAUGUGUAUGCGAUGCGCAAGUAUGGCUUCAACCCGACCAAGGAGGGGCCCUAUUUCAUAGGCACGAGGAUGCAACAGACUGGUCGCCAGUUCACCGACAAGCCGGUCGGAGGCCGGGUGCACUCCCGUCAGGUUCUACAGAAGAAAAGUGCCGAUGAUCAUGUCGGACAGGUCGGUGCCGACGAUGUGCAGAACGAUGCCAUGUAUCUGGCCGAGGUUGGCAUUGGGACGCCAACGCAGAACCUAAUUCUUGAUUUCGAUACCGGAUCAGCUGAUCUUUGGGUCUGGUCUACAAAGCUACCUUCAGUCACCUUGUCUCAGCACAAGAAUCAUACGGUAUUCGAUCCAAGCAAGUCCAGUUCUUUCAAAGAAAAGGAUGGCUCAACUUGGAGGAUUUCCUAUGGAGAUGGAUCUUCUGCAGCAGGAACAGUGGGCAAUGACAAUGUCAAUGUUGGUGGUGUGGUCAUCAAAGGCCAGGCUAUCGAGCUGGCAGACUCGAUGACGGCACAGUUUGCAAGUGGUGCCGGAGAUGGACUACUCGGCCUUGCCUUCAGCAAUAUUAACACCGUGAAGCCGAAAGCAGUUGCAACUCCUGUUGAGAACAUGAUUACUCAGUCAGAUAUCCCAAGGUCCAGCGCACUUUUCACCGCAAAGUUAGGGUCAUGGCGCGAUUCAGAUGAGCCUGACAAGGGAAAAACGUUCUAUACUUUUGGUUUCAUUGAUCAGGAAACCGUGAAGGAGGCCGGUGAGGAAUUGUACUAUACCCCCGUCGACAAGAGCCAAGGCUUCUGGCUGUUUGAUUCGGCUUCUGCGACGGUAAAUGGGAAAUUCAUUACUCGCUCUGGGAACAAAGCCAUCGCGGAUACGGGGACGACUUUGGCCUUGGUAGACGACGAGACUUGCAAGACCAUCUACGAUGCGAUCGAGGGCGCUGUUUAUGACCAGGACAGCCAGGGAUACAUUUAUCCGACCAAUACACCGGCUGAUAAGUUUCCAGUCGUGUCGUUCGCUGUUGGUGACAAGCAGUUCGUUGUCCAGAAAGAGGAUCUAGGAUUUGCCGAAGCAAAAUCUGGCUAUGUUUAUGGUGGGAUUCAAAGCCGUGGCUCUAUGACUAUGGAUGUUCUGGGUGAUACCUUCUUGAAAGCAGUCUAUGCGGUAUUUGACGUGGGAAACCUACGUUUCGGCGCUGUGCAGAGGAAGGAGCUUCAUCAGAACCUUUGUCCGCCUCCUCAAUAG
Molecule: messenger RNA, 1299 nt
Organism: Penicillium argentinense
Lineage: Eukaryota; Fungi; Ascomycota; Eurotiomycetes; Eurotiales; Aspergillaceae
Product: pepsin-like aspartic protease
Exons: 3
Coding region: 1-1299 (432 amino acids)
Biological process (GO): proteolysis
Molecular function (GO): aspartic-type endopeptidase activity
Source: RefSeq, a predicted model, not a curated record